UGUCUGCGCCCAUGGAAAAUAUUGCGGGAGAAUUGAAAGUAGAAAUAUCUGAAAAUAUUCCAGAAGAAUUAGAUUUGACAUCCCCGAAUUUGAAUCCCCUGAAGGCACUGUACUCCGAAACUAUAUAUUUGCCACAUAAGAAUCCAACGACAUUCAAUAAUCUAGCAGAAUAUGAAAAUGUUGUUAUCAAAGGAAAUGUCACUGCUAAUAGAGGGAGGGGGAGAGGGAAAAAAAUUCAAAAAGCCACCAGGACAACUUCCUUAAAACUGCAUGCUGAAACAGAGGGUGUUAACACACAAGAAUCCGAUGAAAAUACUGCUAGGUUGUUAGCACGUAGAAAGAAAAUGAAUCGCAACGUACUGACAAGAAUGUCAGAAAUUGAUGAAGGCCCAUUAACAAUACUAAAGAAAGCUGUGGAAAAACAACACAGAAUUAAAGUUUGGACCAGAAGUGCUGUCACAUGGAGGGGCUACUGUAAAGCUUAUCUGAUAGCUUUUGAUAAACAUUUUAACCUGGCAUUGAUGGAUGUUGAUGAAACAUAUCGUAUUCCUAAAGUGAUCAGAAAACCUCUUCUGGAGACAAAGUCAAAAGAAACAGAAGGUGAUAUUGCUACUAAAGAACUAUCUGAAACAGCAGAUAGUGGUGAAACUUUGACACAGGAACAAUCAGAGAUGGAAGACAGUGGUAAAACGUCAACAGUUGAACUUUCUGAGACAGCGGAUGGUGGUGAAAUAUUAACACAGGAACAAUCAGAGACUAAAGAAGGUGGUGAAACAUCAAGAGUCGAACAAUUAGAGACGUCAGAUGGUGGUGAAACGUUAACACAGGAACACUGUCACAUGUCAUUGAAUGAGAGAUUAACAGAAUGUAGAUCAGACAGUGAAGAUACAGACAGUGGAGUUGUUAGACUGACUGAAAAAAUGUCAAUCAAUCAAAAAUAUCAAUCAGCAAUAAAACAUUCAGACAAAUAUGUAGAGAUUGCAUCAGACGAAAUUCAUCAAGAGCAGACUUCUAGUUCUAGUGAAAUUUCUUCCACAGAAGCAAAUAAUACUCAACAAAUCUCAGAAAAUAACACUCAAGUCAAAGCUACCUUGAGUGAUUCAAAACCUGCCAUGUGUUCACAAGAGAAAGAUUAUAUAACAGAAAUUGAGUACAUAACCAAACAUAGACAUAUUAAUCAGCUGUUUGUCAGGGGAGAUAAUGUUGUGUCUGUUGCAUUGUUAGAUUAAAUUUUAUUUUAUAA
Molecule: messenger RNA, 1243 nt
Organism: Mytilus californianus (California mussel)
Lineage: Eukaryota; Metazoa; Mollusca; Bivalvia; Mytilida; Mytilidae
Product: U7 snRNA-associated Sm-like protein LSm11
Exons: 4
Coding region: 12-1229 (405 amino acids)
Biological process (GO): mRNA 3'-end processing by stem-loop binding and cleavage
Cellular component (GO): U7 snRNP
Molecular function (GO): U7 snRNA binding
Source: RefSeq, a predicted model, not a curated record